Messenger RNA from Odontomachus brunneus, 1357 nucleotides. RefSeq names its product dnaJ homolog subfamily C member 22 (gene wus). NCBI's taxonomy places the organism in Eukaryota, Metazoa, Arthropoda, Insecta, Hymenoptera, Formicidae. The record is from RefSeq and is a predicted model, not a curated record. Gene Ontology annotation, cellular component: early endosome; plasma membrane. The coding region runs from base 1 to 1125 and encodes 374 amino acids. The transcript has 5 exons. Gene Ontology annotation, biological process: endocytosis.
AUGGAGAGAACGAAGGAGAAGAACAACGUGUUGGUGGUGGAGGCUCGCGAGCCUGGCAGCAAAAAGUCCAAGCUCUACGCGUACCUGCUAUGGCUGUUCGGCGGGCUCUUCGGGGCCCACCACGUGUACCUCGGCAGGGACGAUCAAGCUUUUGUAUACAUGAGCACAUUCGGCGGUUACCUCGGCAUAGGUUGGCUCCGAGAUAUUUACGCGAUACCGUCAUACGUGGCAGACGCGAACGACAACCCAGCGUUCAUCGAGGAUUUCAAACGAAAAGUCCGCGCUAAUCGCAAGCCGCCGUUUUCCGCGGCGCGAUUCGUGGCGGAAACUUCCGUCAGCUACUUGUGGGCCGAGCUGUUCAGGAGCGCGAUCCCGCAGGAUGAGGUGUUUGGCAUUAAUUUCAGGCAUCUAGUGAUCCUAACGCCCGCCGUGAUCGCGUUAGGCGUUUGGCUGGUCGGCAACAUUGGCCGAGAGCAAGGUUCGAUAUGGAUACCACUCGUCACCGCUUAUCUGCCCUAUCCGACGUUGUAUUAUAUCGGCGACGAUACCUUGUGGGUUUUCCUCAUGGUGAUCACCUCGAGCCUCAGCUUCGACACCUUUAGCAAGCAGUGGCGGCUGAAACCGAGAAAGAAAAAGAGCCUCGUACGUAGGACGGCGUAUCUAGGCUCAGCGCUCAUGCUCUAUUUCUGCGUGAUGGGAAGCUACUUGUACUUCAACGCGGUCGUCACGGACAGCGAAGGCGAGGAGAUCAAGCUGUCGGAAGCGGUGCAGCAUUUCCUCACCUCGCCCAUUUGGCUGGAUCUCAAGGUGAGCCUGGAGGCCAUGUGGAACCAGGCGAAGCACGACGGAUUUUGGGCCACGUGGGCGCACCUGGUGGAUCUCACGGAUCCUCGUGGCGAAAUAAACGCUUACAAGAUACUUGACCUUCCACAAACCGCGACGCAGACCGAAGUCACGGCGCAAUGGAGAAGACUCUCCAGAGACAAUCACCCGGACAAAGUUAAGGGCACGGAGGUGGAGAGGCGUCAGGCUCAGGAGAAAUUCAUGGAAAUUCAACAGGCAUAUGAGAUCUUGUCGCGAGCCAAGAAUCGCAGGCAACGUCGGAACCGUCGUUCCGAAGAAUGAAUCGCGUGUAGUACUUCGACAUUUGGACAUUGGCUGCUCCUUCGAAUGUCGAACAAAAUGAAACACGUACAAAAUGACGCACACUGCUCAGUGUUGCAGAGAUAGAAUUAAGCCAAUGAAAGUAACAGAGGGGGCCGAUUGAUCAAGAAGACAUUUAUUUAAACAACCAUCUCUGACAAUAACUGCAUCGAUAUAAAAUCUUGUACGUAAAACGUGUGUUAUAUAAGUUAGA